Exophiala viscosa is the source of this 4884-nucleotide messenger RNA. RefSeq names its product DNA repair and recombination protein RAD54. Bases 1 to 4884 code for a protein of 1627 amino acids. The record is from RefSeq and is a predicted model, not a curated record. Gene Ontology annotation, molecular function: hydrolase activity, acting on acid anhydrides; ATP binding; ATP-dependent chromatin remodeler activity. Gene Ontology annotation, biological process: phosphatidylinositol biosynthetic process. The transcript has 6 exons. Gene Ontology annotation, cellular component: endosome membrane; fungal-type vacuole membrane; PAS complex. NCBI's taxonomy places the organism in Eukaryota, Fungi, Ascomycota, Eurotiomycetes, Chaetothyriales, Herpotrichiellaceae.
AUGCGCCGCGGAGGUGGCUUUGUGAACAAGCCCUUACAUGACCCGAGUGGAGAAUUUGCAAUAGUGUUGUUUGAUCCCACCAUUGAUGACAAGUCCGAGGUCAAGCCGGAAGAGCUCAAGGAAGAAGACAAGCCCAAGCUGGAUACACCACUCAUGCACAAAAGCCUGGCCGAGAUUCUUGGGAUCAAGAAACAAGUCGAAGGCGAAAGACCCAAGGUGCCAGUUGUUAUUGAUCCAAGACUGGCCAAAGUGCUGCGACCUCAUCAAGUGGAAGGUGUGAAAUUCCUGUACCGAUGCACAACAGGCUUGAUCGACGAGAAGGCAAAAGGCUGCAUCAUGGCUGACGAAAUGGGCCUCGGAAAGACUUUGCAGUGUAUCGCCUUGAUGUGGACUCUGCUCAAGCAAUCUCCAGAAGCAGGGAAGUCAACCAUCCAGAAAUGCAUCAUUGCGUGUCCUGCCAGCUUGGUCAAGAAUUGGGCGAACGAACUGGUCAAAUGGCUCGGAGAAGGCGCUAUUAACCCUUUUGCCAUCGAUGGAAAGGCAACGAAAGAGGAGCUUACCUUGCAAUUGAAACAAUGGGCAAUCGCAUCAGGCAGAUCGGUUGCGAGGCCCGUGUUGAUCGUGUCAUACGAGUCACUCCGAUUGAACAUUGAGGAGCUCAAAGACGUCAAGGUUGGCCUAAUGCUGUGUGAUGAAGGUCACCGGCUCAAAAAUGCUGAGAGUGAGACAUACAUGGCGUUGACCGGACUGAACGUGGACAGACGGGUAAUCUUGUCGGGCACACCGAUUCAGAAUGACUUGACUGAGUACUAUGCCCUGCUCGAUUUCGCCAACCCUGGCUAUCUGGGUAGUAAGGCCGACUUCCGCAAGAAGUUUGAGCUGCCCAUCCUGCGUGGUCGCGAUGCAGCAGGUUCCGACACCGACAAGCAGAAGGGUGAAACAGCUAAUGCUGAACUCGGAUCGCUGGUGAAGAAAUUCAUCAUUCGGAGAACCAACGAUAUUCUGUCGAAAUACUUGCCGGUCAAGUACGAGCAUGUUGUCUUCUGCAACCUUGCGCCGUUCCAGAAAGAUCUUUAUAAUCACUUUCUUCAGAGCCCCGACAUCAAAAGUUUGCUCAGAGGCAAGGGCAGUCAGCCUUUGAAAGCAAUUGGGAUCUUGAAAAAGCUGUGCAACCAUCCUGAUCUACUGGAUCUGGAGAAGGAUUUGCCGGGCAGCGAAAAACUGUGGCCGCAUGAUUAUGUCCCCAAGGAAGCUCGAGGCCGAGAUCGAGACGUCAAGUCAUGGUACUCUGGGAAAUUUGCCGUGCUUGAACGUAUGCUUGCACGUAUACGACAAGACACAAACGACAAGAUUGUCCUCAUCAGCAACUACACCCAAACACUGGAUGUGUUUGAAAAGUUGUGCCGAAAUCGAAAUUAUGGAUCCCUUCGACUUGACGGUACAAUGAACGUCAACAAGCGGCAGAAACUUGUUGACAAAUUCAACGACCCCAACGGUGAAGAGUUUAUAUUCUUGCUAAGCAGCAAAGCAGGCGGCUGUGGUAUCAACUUGAUUGGUGCCAAUCGCCUUAUUCUUUUCGACCCUGAUUGGAAUCCUGCAGCUGAUCAGCAAGCUCUUGCCCGAGUCUGGCGAGAUGGCCAGAAGAAAGAUUGCUUCGUCUAUAGAUUCAUGGGCACCGGCACCAUCGAGGAGAAGAUCUUCCAGCGACAAUCUCACAAGCAAGCAUUGUCAUCCACAGUGGUGGAUUCGGCAGAAGAUGUCGAACGCCAUUUUACCUUGGAUUCCUUGCGAGAGCUUUUCCAGUAUCAACCAGAAACGAGAAGCGAUACCCACGAUACAUUCAAAUGCAAGAGAUGCAAGUCAGACGGUGUACAGCAGAUCAAAGCACCCGCAAUGCUUUACGGUGACACCAGUUCUUGGAACCAUUUUGUCAACAAUGGAGAGAAGGGGCCAAUGGGGAAGAUCCAAGACUUGCUUCUUCGACAGGAAGCUUCGGAGGCGGACGUCAGUGCUGUCUUCCAGCUCGAACGUUUUAUCAGAGAAGCGUCUGCUGCCAAAGAGCACGAGAGAAUCCGCAAAACCCUCGAUCAGCUCUGCCAUGACUACGCCUACGCAGUCCAUCUGCCACAUGCCCGUAACGGAGGACUCAUUGGUCUUGCUGCGGCCUCAAUCGCCCUUGGCUCGGAAGAGGUAGCUCGCUACCUGCAUGUGAUAGUACCACCAGUCCUGGCAUGCUUUACAGAUCAAGAUGCCCGCGUUCGUUAUUACGCGUGCGAAGCCAUGUACAAUAUUGCCAAAGUGGCAAAGGGCGAAAUUCUGGUCUUCUUCAACGACAUAUUUGACACUUUAUGCAAGCUCGCAGCAGACUCUGAGCUCUCGGUGAAAAAUGGAGCCGAGCUCCUUGACCGUCUCAUCAAGGACAUCGUAUCCGAAUCGGCGGCUACUUAUGUCUCGGUGCUCGAGCACACUGAUGAAAACGGUGACCCUACUCCUUCCGACAAGGAGCAGGACCAGGAGCGAGCUUUUUCCCUCGAAAGAUUUAUCCCUCUGCUCGAAGAACGAAUCCACGUACUCAACCCGUUCACUAGGACGUUUCUUGUUUCAUGGCUAGUACUUCUCGACGAAAUACCAGAGCUGGAGCUGAUACACCACUUGCCCGCCUUCCUUGGUGGCCUGUUCAAAUUUCUCGGUGACCCCAACAGGGAUGUCUACGUGGCGACACAAGGUCUGCUAGAGCGGUUCCUGAGCGAAAUUAAGCAUAUCGCGAAGGUCAAACGAGGCGUUGCCGAAAGUCGACGGAGUCGAAUGAGCAAUCGAAGACAACGAACCAACAGUCAAAGUGAGAGUGCCACAGCAACCGGAAGUACUGCGCAUGAUAAUGCUAUUGAGGAUUCGGAUCCUGGAAGUGCUCAGGAAGAGUCAGGCGAGGCGGGUGAGGAUGCCGAGGAAGGCGAAGAAGGCGGUGAUUGGAUUGUACCUGGACAAGAUGUUCAAGUUGACUAUACACAGAUAUUGGACAUCCUGCUAAAAUUCGUUGAUGUGUCCUCCAGCAAGGAUUCGGCACCAAGCUUGCGACUUGAAGGACUGUCCAAACAAAAGGAAGAGGAAAUCGGGAUAGUGGCGUUACGAUGGAUCGACAGCUUCUUCGAGAUCAGUCCAGAGGAGAUCCUGCAGUUUGUUCCGCGCCUCUUGUCUCGGGUACUGCCAGCCUUGUCGUCGCAAUCGGAACAAGUUCGAACAACAGCCAGCAAGGUCAAUAGGUCAUUGAUGGACUACAUUGUGAGCUUCCAAGAUGCAGUCUCCAACGACGAGGACAGCCCACCCGCGCUAAACAACCAUGCUCUGAACUCAACGCGAGAUGGGGACUCGGACAACAAAAGACAGUCAGGGGCAACAUCAAGAAGCAUAGCGACUUCUGCCACGAUAAAGGAAAAUGAGGCUUCUGAGGCUCCAGCUGAACCCGAGCAAUCACCUCCUGAAGUAACACCAAGAUCCACUGCAGCACCUUCACCACAACCCAUGGCAGACCUGGACUACGCUGCUGCAGUCAAUGCCCUGACUUUGCAGUUUCUCAAUCAGAACGAGGAGACACGAGUAGCGGCAUUGAGCUGGUUGAUCAUGCUACACCGCAAGGCUCCCAAAAAAGUACUCGCAUUCAACGACGGCACAUUUCCCGCUCUGCUUAAGACGCUUUCCGACCCUGCUGAAGCCGUCGUGACGCGCGAUUUGCAACUGCUCUCUCAGAUCUCCAAGAACAGUGAAGACGGCUACUUUACCUCGUUCAUGGUCGCCCUGCUGCAGUUGUUCUCCACGGAUCGCAAGCUGCUGGAAAUUCGAGGCAACUUGAUCAUUCGUCAGUUGUGCAUCAACUUGCAGCCGGAGCGGAUCUACAGGACCCUGGCAGACUGUCUCGAGAAGGACGAGGACAUCGAGUUCGCCAGUAUCAUGGUCCAGAACCUGAACAACAACCUGAUCACCGCGCCAGAAUUGGCUGAGCUGAGGAAGCGACUUCGCAACCUCGAAAGCAAAGACGGCCAGAUGUUCUUCGUCGCCCUUUUUCGCGCUUGGUGUUACAAUGCCGUCGCUACAUUCUCAUUGUGCUUGCUCGCUCAAGCGUAUGAGCAGGCUUACAACCUGUUGCAGAUAUUUGCGGACCUGGAAAUGACUGUCAACAUGCUGAUACAGAUCGACAAACUGGUGCAGCUGCUCGAGAGUCCGGUGUUCACAUAUCUCCGUCUGCAACUUCUCGAGCCCGAUCGGUAUCCGUAUCUAUACAAGUGCCUCUACGGCCUGCUCAUGCUGCUCCCGCAGUCCUUUGCGUUCGGCACGUUGAAGAACCGCCUCAACAGCGUCUCGGCAAUAGGCUUGCUGCACACGCCUGCAUCGAUGCCGAGCAGACCAAGUGUCGUGGCUGGCAUGUCCUCACCUGCGGUACCGUCGGGAGCCUCGGGGGCUGUCACAGGUCGUCUCAAUCGCACGCGCGACUCGACGAGCAAUAAUGAAGUCAAGUGGCCUGAGUUGCUUGACAAGUUCAAGCAGACUCAAGAACGGGCGCGGCGACGAAAUGAACGACUCCUGCGUGGCAUGGACGCAGAUGUGUCUUCGAGCGGACCGCCAUCCCGGGGUCUGCUUGACGGCGGUGAGGGUGGGAGAACCAGUCGCGCCAGUAUCCGCUCGGAUGCGGAUGGACGAGUUGGCGGGACUAGAGGAGCUGGCCGUCCGCUGAGUAUGACGGGUGGUGCAGCGGGCGGUGGUGCAGGAGCAGGAGCUGAGAGGCCGCCGCAUAAGCGAGGACACAGCCUUGCUGGGGGACUGGGGAAGUUUGCUAGUGGGCUUUCCAGGGCGGGUGGUGCAAGUCGUGACCGGGACAAGAACAAGAAGUAA